CUGCUGACUCAGCCGCGGGGGGGCCCCGCAGGCGUGGCGGCCGCCUCCGGGGCCAUAAAGGGCCGCGGCCGGAGCCCGCCCCGGCCUCUCCUCGGUGUGAGGUGCCGCCGGCAGCAUGACGGCCAUCGGGGCGCAGGCGCAGAGGCUGCUGGCGCAGCGGAGACCGCAGAAAGCCUUCUUCGAGACGCUGAUCAGGAGCCUGAUCAUCCUGUGCGUGGCCAUCGCCGUCGUCCUCUCGUCCAUCUCCGUCUGCGACGGCCGCUGGCUGCUGGCGAGGGGCGAGCUCUUCGGGCUGUGGCACUUCUGCACCGUCAGCAACGGCAGCGUCCUGAAGUGCAGCACCGACCUGGGGCUGGCCAACGUGGAGGGGCUGAGCGUGGGCGUGAUUCCCAUCAGGAGCAUGGUGUCCUUCGCCGUCGUGGUCGCGAUCUUCGGCCUGGAGCUGCUGAUGGUCUCCCAGGUGUGCGAAGACGCCAACUCGAGGCGCAAGUGGUCGAUGGGCUCGGUCCUCAUCCUUGGCUCGUUUCUGCUGUCGGCCGCUGGGGUUCUGAGCUUCUCCAUCCUCAUGAAGGAUCACCUCACCUUCAUGGGCUUCACGCUGACGUACUGGUGCGAGUUCAUCGCGGCCUUUCUCUUCUUCCUCAACGGGAUCAGCGGACUGCACAUCAACAGCAUAACGCACCCCAGGAACAGGGUAGGAAAAAUCUAGGCGCCGAGGGUGUACUCUGCCUUUGUGUAAUCAGCUUUGCCAAUUAGACUGGAAAAAAAAAAGGGGAGUCUAAUGAAGUUUGAAAAGGACACCAUGCCUUAAAUCACGUGCAAGGAGGGAAGCGUGAGGCAGAUAAUUGCAGAAGACUUGCCCAGCGGUCAGCGCGGAGGCUGGGACUGGCUGCUGCUGGCACGCAGCUUCCUGGGGGAAUGGAUGAAGAAGGAGGCUUCCUGCUGAGCCUGUGGAGGAGGAGCAGGCUGCAACCUACACAAGUGGGCUCAGCUUUUGAGGCUUACACCACGGAGCCUGUACUGGUGUGGGUUAGGUGCUGCUGGGCUUUCCCCUGGGCUCUGGAGCCUGUGAAGAGUGUGACGCACCUCCAGGGCAUCUCACGGCUUUGUUCUGUCUCAGGGAUGGAUGACUUGUGCCUGGCCAUGCUUACUGAAAACCUUCUCUGGGCCUCGCUCUCCUCCUUUUCCCUUUCAAAGGAGAAGGCAUGCAGGCAAACUGAUCACCUGUGUUGUGUCCUACAGCUGCAAUCCCUGUCCCAGCCUCUUUAGGUCUGUCUCUAGCUCUGCUGAGCAGAGGGACAGGGCACUGUGGUUGUCCCAGGGCCCGAGGGCAGGCUCUGGGCGGUGCAGGAGUACAGGGAAGGCUGCACUUCGGGCAGCAGCACGUCCCUGGGCUUGCAGCCUCUCCCCUGCUGCUUGUCAGUGCCCGUAGAGCACCAUGGUCAAUGCCAAGUGCCCCUUGCCCAUGCUGGCCCCCUCACAGCCUUUGCAUAGUUUUCUGUGAUGGGGUUUCCCUCCUCCUGGUUUGUUUUCCAUCUGUCUGGUGAUGGAAGAAGAGGGACAAGCUUUAGUUGGGCAUUGUGGCUACGCAGAUCAUGCUUACUCCUGCAUCUCGGCACACCUGGGGUGUUUGGUCAUAAAGGCUUCCCUUCGAGGCAGUGGGAAAUGCACUCAUCCUCUAGCUGAGAGUUUUCUCUAAUAUUUCUCCUAAGCAGAGAAAACUCUAGGUCCUCCUGGUCACACCAAGUCCUUUUCUUCCCUUGAUUAACACUGGAUCUAGGAGGAGAAGCCUGUGAUCACUUAAGGAGCAGCUGAUGGGGGCAGCUGUGAUCUCUCACAGCUGGAGGAACUCCAAGAGAGACUUGACUGAAAUAUUAAGGCUGGCCACCCCUUGCCAUUGCUUUGUUAAGAUCUCUAAAAUUGUUGCAGCUUUGAAGUUCCUCAUGGUGUCUGAUGUAAAAGGAGAGAAGACCAAGAGGUUGUUUGUCCGAAAUGUGUCCUCCCUGUGCAAUGUACAACACUGACGGUGAGAUAAAUGUGUUCUGAGUAUUUCAGGGUCUUUAGUUCAAAGUGUUUUGUUUUGUAUCUGCUGUUAAGAGUGCUUGUAUUUUGUUCUAGUACAGGUGUUGCUACAUGUUUCAUUCCUGUAGUUUGUUUGGUAGCUGUACAGCAAGAUUUUCAUUUCCUGUGCAGCGCGUUUAACACAAGUUUUCACCCAAGACAAAAGCAUCACAGCAUGAAGGCAAGCCACGAGUAAACAGAUUCAUGUUUAAAAUGCUGGUUGUAAGGCAAGAAUUGUAAGAGCAUACAUCUGCACUUACUGAACGCACUCGGGGGGGACUUCCUUCAUGAGGACAGUCCCUGUGCCUUCUUGGGUGGCCAUAAUCUUUUAAGAUAAUGUUCUGGGGUAAGUGGUGCAGCCACUCACAGAGAGAGACUGCAAGGUGCAGUCCCAGAUGGCCGCACCCUGGCGUUACCAGGUGGUUGGGUGCCCAAAGUGACCACCGAUCAGCCCUGGUGUGCAGGGAUGCCCGUGCUGGGCAGCACAAUUUCUCCUUUUUCUAGGAACCUGGGGGUAUCUUCACAGAGUGCCUUCCUGCUGGCAUCCAAACAGAACUGAACUGCGUGCAGGAUGCUGCCUGCAGCCCCUGCUCCCUUGGGAGGAGGGUGGGCAGAGGCAGCGUGUCCCCAGCCGGUGCCUCUGACUCCACUCAGAGGCAGAUGACAAUUGGCCUUUGAGUUCACGCAGGGCUCAGUGCAGUUGAGGGUGAUUUCAAGAUGCCCUCUGCUAACUAGAGAAGAGGUCUUUUGUUGGGGGUAGGGAAUCCUCUAAGAGAAAUACAGUAACUUUUUUUAUUUUUUCAACUAGCUUUCUGUAGUACUGCUUGACUUCCUGGUGCUGGGUGAAAAUGCAUUUUGGUGGCUAAAUGCUACGAAACAGGGUUGAUUGUCUCAGAGAUGUCCUCGUAUACAGCAUCCUGUGCUGCAUUUGGUAACCGUUCAUUUUCUGAAGCCUUUGGAAAUGUCAAGCAAGCAAUAUUCCUGAAUUUUGUUAAAUAAACUUCUUUGAAAAAAAAAAAAA
Anas platyrhynchos (mallard) is the source of this 3082-nucleotide messenger RNA. RefSeq names its product transmembrane protein 37 (gene TMEM37). The record is from RefSeq and is a predicted model, not a curated record. NCBI's taxonomy places the organism in Eukaryota, Metazoa, Chordata, Aves, Anseriformes, Anatidae. Gene Ontology annotation, molecular function: voltage-gated monoatomic ion channel activity; calcium channel activity. Gene Ontology annotation, cellular component: membrane.